Messenger RNA from Vicugna pacos (alpaca), 2314 nucleotides. The record is from RefSeq and is a predicted model, not a curated record. NCBI's taxonomy places the organism in Eukaryota, Metazoa, Chordata, Mammalia, Artiodactyla, Camelidae.
UUCUUCUUCUUCUUCUUCUUUUUUAUUCUGCAUUUUCCAUGCCUUUCUUUUUCUUUUCGUGUAAUCUUUUAAACUCUGGAUGUGCUAAUUCUUUGCCAGACAAGCUGCUUGAAAAUGAAAUGUUUAGAUCAAUUUCUACAUACCUGGAAACGAAAGGAUGGUGGUGUUGAGGGACCAGUGAAGGGUGUACCAUUAGCUGAAUGAAGAAGACAGAGCACCCAAAGAAGAAAUUGGGGACUUGCCUCUUGUCUUAACUUUAACUUCUCUGCAUUUUGAAGUUCCCACUUGAGUUUCAACUGCAAACUUCUUAUACAUGAAAUUCCUGGGUCUUUCCUACAACCGAGAGUAUGUGGUUUGAUUUGUGCCAGUAUAGCUCUUUUGGCGGUAGUGGUGGUGGUGCGGAGUUAAUUAGGUUUAUUUAUUUAUUUUAAUGGAGGUACUGGGGAUUGAGCCCAGGAACUCAUGCAUGCUAGGCAUGCGCUCUACCACUGAGCUACACUAUCCUCCAAGAGUAUUUGGUUUGAGUCUCUGCAAAAUUUGAGUGACUCCAAUGAUGAUUCUCUAAAAAAGAACAGAUGGAACAGAAAACCAGGUGACACGGAGGGCAUCACAGAGGGAGAAUUCUGCAGUACCCUUGAAAUGAAGAAAACUGAGGCAGAGUUAGAACUGUUAGGGACCAGGAAACAAAAAUGUGUAUGAGAGACUGAUGGCCUUGUUCUUUUCCCUCUUCUUUCUGCUAUGGCAUGAGGAACAGAAGAGCAAGCGUGCUGUGGGAUGUAGAUGUUGGGCGGCUCUCUAGGCUUAUUCAUUAGUCAAAUAGCUUGCUGCUCUCUGCACUCCAGCUUCUCAGGACUUUAAUUCGGGUCUCAGCAAAACUUGACAGUGUUUGAUAGGCUUUUGGAGUUAGAAUAACGAGCCAGUAUGGUCCUCAGACAGGCAGCCGCAGCAUUGCUGAAGGCAAGAAGAAAAGCACCUCAGGGCCCACCCUAGACCUACUGAAUCAGUAUGCACACUCCAGUCAGAGAAGCACUGGUCCAAACCGUCAGUUCUCUGCCACUCAGUUUCUUCCUGAUGAUUGACAGUUUUUACCCGACCUCUACGACUUUUCGUUCUGUUAAGAGCUGUUAAUCUGGAUCAUCAAGAAAGACACCUUGAAGUGCUGACCAGAAGGAUCGUUUCAGAAAACAAACGGCGAUACGAAAAGGAUGGAUUUGACUUGGACCUCACUUAUGUUACUGAACGUAUUAUUGCCAUGUCAUUCCCAUCUUCUGGAAGGCAGUCUUUCUAUAGGAAUCCCAUUAAGGAAGUCAUGCGGUUCCUGGAUACGAAGCAUCCAGACCACUAUCAAGUCUACAAUCUUUGCAGUGAAAAAGCUUAUGACCCCAGGUACUUCCAUCACAGGGUCCGUCAGUACAUGAUUGAUGAUCACAAUGUCCCCUCUCUGAUUGAGAUGUUGGCGUUCUCCAGAGACGUAGAAAAGUGGAUGGCUCAAGACGAGAAAAACAUCAUAGUGGUUCACUGCAAGGGGGGCAAAGGAAGAACUGGGACCAUGAUUUGUGCCUACCUGCUUGCCAGUGAACAAUUUACAACUGCGGAGGACAGCCUGAAUUAUUUUGGAGAACAACGAACAGAUAAAUCCACCAGCAACAAAUAUCAGGGAAUAGAGACUCCUUCUCAGAGUAGAUUUGUUGGCUAUUUUGCGCAGGUGAAAAAUACCUACAACUUGCAUCUUCCUCCAAGGAAAAUACUCAACAUAAACAAGUUUGUGAUUUAUUCAAUUCACGGCGUUGGAAAAGGUGAUGGAAGUGAUCUAGAAAUACAAAUAAUGAUGAAACGAAAGACUGUCUUUUCCUGUUCAGCUUCCAGAUACUGUAAGAUAGUUCAUGAUGCUGAAUCAGACACAGUAACAAUUAAUGUAUUCAACUCUCCAUUUCUGUAUGAUGAGGUGAAAGUGAGGUUUCUCUCUUCGGCUCUUCCUCGAUACUAUGACAAUUGUCCAUUUUACUUUUGGUUCCAUACAUCUUUCAUACAAGAUAACAGGUUAUAUCUUUCAAGAAAUGAACUGGAUAAUCCUCAUAAGCCAAAAACAUGGAAAAUUUAUGAUUCAGAUUUUGCAGUCGAGGUGUGUUUUGAUGAAAUUAAGUUGUAGUUAUAACCAGCAGUAUCUGAUUAAGUGUAGUCCCCACUUCUAGGAUAGAAUCGUAGUCUUCCCAAUCCUUUCUACAUAUUUAUAGCUUUUAAACCUGUUUCCUUACUGAUAUAUUUAUGUAAUGUACAUGUUCUUGAUACAUCUAUUAAAUAUAUAUACAAAGAA